Xyrichtys novacula (pearly razorfish) is the source of this 14989-nucleotide messenger RNA. The record is from the annotation of a GenBank genome assembly. Lineage: Eukaryota; Metazoa; Chordata; Actinopteri; Labriformes; Labridae.
AUGUCGAAGGCAGCUUUACUUUUCUACCAUCUCUUGGCACUCGGGCGGCUGCUCUGGGCUCAGGAGGAUGUCACGGCGGCUUCUAUCACUCCUCAGGACUGCAGUCUGGACUGUAUACGACAGGUAAGCCGGAUUUUACGUCUUGUUUACAUUAUCCUGAGUUCUAAUGUGUUGACACAAGCGCGCUUGUCAUCGAAAGGUACUACGUUCAUUUCUACCUUUCACUAAGCUUUCUCUAAGUGGUCGGGCUCAUAACACUUGCAGAUGACAGCUGACCUGAACUUGAACAUGCUGGCAUGUUUACAUUGUUAUGCUAUGGAGGAGCUGCUGAGCACGUGAACUGUUCAGAAUUCUGUAUUUGUGGUUGAACAUUUAGAGAAGAUAAAACACAUCUGAAACUCAAAUUAGAUUUAUCUUUUAAUGCUGCUGUCUAUUACGGAAGCGGAUUAGGGCCACUGAAAAAAAAAAAAGUCCAAUAUAAUUUUUUUUUAAUUAUUAUUCUUAGAAAAAAAACUUAGAAUUCUGAAUUUAAUCUCAGAAUAAUAAUUUCAAAAAAUUAUUUUGGACCUCUUUUUUCCAGUGGCCCUAAUCCUCUUCUGUAGUCUAUUCUGUUGUAUGAUACAGUAUUAGUUUUAUAUCAGGUAUUAUCUUAAAUGCCAGUUAUACCAUGCUCUGGUUUCUUAAUUCAAACACUUACCAGCUGAACAUUUUAUGUUUUAUAUUUUGUUAUACACAUAUUUAACAAAAAUAGAACCACUAACUAACUGUAUAUCAACAUAGACAGUGUGCCUCUAUUUCCUCCAUUGUAAAAUACAGAGCUAAAUAAGACUUAGUGACUGAUAUCACACACCUUUUUGACGCAGACUCUCAUUGUUGGGGAACUUUUUAUGACUCUACUUGGUGCCUGUCAUGUUUUCUCUGGCUGAUCUCCUCUAAUCUGCGAAUUUGGCAAGAACUCUGCAGCCUGUAUUCGUUAAGCAAGCUGUCGAUCAAUCGUACUUUCCCAAUAGCGAACUCCUACGCAUGAUUUAGCACAUUCAAAACUAACUGCUAUGACAUAAAGCAAGACAGGUUUGAAGACCUUUACUGCACCCAGUCAUAAGGGGAAGGUCCUACAGGUUCUAGUUUCACUUUAGAGGAGCUGCUGUUCUGGCUUUAGUUUUGUACAGUUUUUGGUCUCAGCCUUAAGCAAUGGUUCCCAGCUCAGCGAGGCAAAAACAGACGGGUCAGAAGUUCAGGGAGAAAAACCAAAACCAAGUUCAUUUUAUUAUGAAUGAUAUUUUUCCCCUAUUAGGGAAAAGGUCCAACAAACUAGAGAGAUUUGAAAGUGCAUAGAGCAAAAUGUGCUUUGAGGAUUCGAGUUCCAAUUCUUCAUUCUGCAGUCAGCAGUACAACAAACACUCAUAAGGCCAACGAUAAAUACAAAAUUUAACACUGGAGUGUCUGAUGGUAAAUGAAUAAAAACAAGUAAAAAUGAGCGGUAGAAAAAAACAGCAGCAGCCAGGACAGAUGGGUUUUUAAAGGUCCUUUGAGGAACUUUUUGUUGAUUCUGGCAUCCCAUGAGUUCAGUAUGUUUCCAUGCUAAUCUGGUCCUGUACAUGUGUAAGUGAUAUAUGGAGCUAAAACAUUGAUUUCUGCUUGAGUUUAACACUCAGAGGUAUGUAUCACUUAACAAUACUCCACUGGGAAAAUGUAAAUAAAGGCCGUGCAGUUAUUCACUAAAACCCCCGACCCUGAAGAGGUUAAAACAUUAAUCAUAACAAUAUAGAGACAUAAAUGAAUAUGAAGGCAGCAAAAGAUGUCCUCCUCUUGUUAUUAUAGAGAAUUAACUGUCUGAGGUCAGUCCUCUAACUGAGGGGGAGUCGUUCGUAACAUGUCAACACUUCGUAAAGCUCCACCUUUAAAAUAACUCUGAAAUAGCACAAAAUGUCCCUCUACUUGAGUAUGUUUGGCUUUGAGCCGCUGUGCUUCUGUGCUAAACGUCACAAAUAUUGUAAACAAAAACUCAAAUAAGUAGCUGCCGGCAAAAAGGUUGAUGACACCGUCACAUGUUUGAGUCUCAGAGCCCUGUGUUCAGCCUGUGUCAGAGCUGUUUAUGCUCAGAAACAAUCAAACCUGCAAAGGAAGGAUCAGAGGCUGUAAGUGAAGCUGAACAUUUCAGGUUAAUGUGUGCAGUUUAAAUUACGCACUGACAAUCUGACUGAGUGCCAGCUUCUCUGAUACUGUAUCAGGUUUCAUUCAGCUGCUGCGUGAGUUCAACUGCAGAGGGUUUGAUAUCAAAAUAUUGGCAGGUGUUGAUAUGCGUGAUACUUUUGUCAAUAUAAACGCCUCUAAACCAGAUUCAAACAGGAGGAUCAAAGUGUGCAUGGAGUUUACGACCAAGUUCACCUAGGCUGAACCAAAAUUUCUUCUGAUGUAGCCACACAGUCCAUGUGUGUGUGUGUGUGUGUUGAGCAGGUCUCCAUUGUGUUUGCUUCACUGGACGACUUCUCAAAUGUGCCGGGCUUGCUUAACACGUCCAUUAUGUUCUCUCAACAGUUUGCGUGCAAGAAAGCAUUUAGGUUACAAAAACCUCCUGACGGCCAUUACCCAACCUGACAGUUCAGCUACCAUUGUGAACCACACACACACAUACACACACGUACACACUGACUCUCACUCUCCCGCCUGAGGCAGACGCAGUAUUUCUGUCUCUCUUAUUUUCUCCACCUGUUGUUCAAGUUAUGGUCUCUUAACCUGCAGGACAAGUUGUCAGCAUUUACAGUAUAUAGCCAUGGAAAAAUUUAAUAGCCCAUGUCAAACCUUUUCUUUCAUUAGCAUCUAGAUAUGCAUUAAGGUAAAUCAGAUUCCAGUGUCUGUCAGACAAACCUCAUUCUACCAAAUGAAGCACUAAUCUGGUUAUUAAGCCGUAACACAAAUGUACUUGAAUGUUUCGAUCAAGAGUGGCAUCAUCACAUCACUCAACAGCAACAAAAACAGGUGGGAAACAUGAGAGGACCUCUAAAACUGAUCAAAACCAAUCGUCUUCGACCAAAUGUUUAUUCCUGGACUAUUCCUUCGUUUGUUGAAAAUGGCCAUAUUUUUGUUUAUUCUCAUUCACAGUCAUUAAAAUACAACUUUUUCUUAGAUGAACCAGCUACCAUUUUCUGCAAAUAAGUAACAUGAAUGCAAAGUAUUUGGUAGAUUUGCUGUAAAGUAACCAGAAAUGAAGCCAAAACUUAUGGAGCUCCCCCUACUGACUGACCAAAGUAAAGUUCAUAUUUAUUCAUAAUGCAAAUUAGGGCUUUCACCAUUUUAGAUUUUUACCUUACGCUUAUCAUAAAAUAUAUCUCAAUGAUAUUAUCAUGAUAUUAGUGCAUAGCUGUCAAGUAUCCCGUUUUGGCCGGGAACUUCCGUAUUUUACCCCUCUUUCCCGCCGUCUUCCUGUAUUAGUAUUCUCCCAUAAAUCUCCUGUAUUAUAAUAUAUGUAAAUGAAAAAACACAAUUCUUCCUCUCCAAAAUGAACUCUGUCACUAGCACGUGUAAAGUACCCACCCAGUAGCAGCAGCAAGUUGUCAUCUGUGAUCACACAGAUGAAUCAAAAUACCUGUCAAGUUUUGGUUAUUUUCCAAACCCACAACUUGACAGGUUAAUGGGAAUCUUGAAAAUAAAACAGCACCAUCAGUUAAAUUAAAAUAAAAGGUAAGACAAGGGUAGAGCAGCACAUUACUCCACAAACUUCAUUAAAUGAGUGCAGCUUACUAUUAUGAUCUAUUUCCAAUGAUGUUCAGACUCACAUCUCCAGCCCUCUGACCAACUCUUUUUCUUUUUUCUUAUUAGUUGCUUAUUGUCUUCACUGUAAAGUUUUGCUUUUACUUUCAUCUUGUAGAUUGUAAAUUGAGGACUUAGAUAAAAUCACCUUCAAAAUAGUUGCAAAGGAAUCAAUGUUUAAUUUUUAAGUAACCUAAAGUGACUAAAACUCUGAAGUUGUUUUUAGAGUCAAAAGGGAUGAAUCAUCUCUCAGAGGGCUGCUACAGCUAGCUUACUGGCAGCUGCUGCUUCUUCUCUGUCUCUCCUCUGUUUUAUGACCUGAGGCAGCCGCCGUAAGGGACCACUGCGAUGAGCUCACAGUGCUAGUGUAUAUAAGCGUGUUAUUACUAUUUGGUAGUGAUCUUCAAUACCAGUUUAUUGCAACAGCUGUGAAUUGCAUUUCAUGCAGUUUUAGAGAGUUUGGAGAAUUUUUUUUAUGUGUCACGAGUCAUGACGUGCAUUUCAUGAAAUGUUUUCGCCGUGUCAUGAAUUUUUUUUGUCUUUGUUGAAACAUUUCUACAUUUCAUGUUAUAUUUGUGUUCGAUAAAACAUUUAGCAUGUAGUAUUGUGUUUCGUCGAGGGGUCGUAGACAUUUUAUUGGCUGGUUAAACGCACACUUUGGUUGGUAAAAGGGUUGUGAAAGUACACUCCUUGGCUGCACUAGCACUACAUAGAAGCUCCCUUUAGUUCAGGUUUUUGGCUUCACUUCUCACACAGAGUAGAAUUGGAGACACACCACCCAUAAUAACAUACAGAUAGUCUAUGAGUGCAGUAAAAUGAAAAUGAUUACACAAACAAAAACCAGAGAAAGCAUCUUUUUACUCUGUACAUGUAUCUGUUCCUCAUCAGCACCAGUCUUCACUGAGUUAGACAUCAGAUUGAGACAUAAAAGCAUAUUUGCUCUCCUUCUGAUUUUGCUCAAUCAUCACAGCGUAUGAUUGAUACCUUCACUAUGCAGUAUUUGUUUCAAUGGCAUCAGGCCUAUGGUCUGACAGCGAUUGUCUCAGGACAGAAACCAGAGGCAGCUGACACUGAGCUGGACCCACAUCAUAAAUACAUUGAACAGGCCAGACGGGAUAAUUAUCAAAACUCUGGUCAAUGCUUUUUUUUUUUUCAAAUACGCCUCUCUGAAAGUGCUGUCGAUGAAAGCCACUGAAGUAAAGUGUGUGCAGAUGUCUGGAAUUUAGAGGCUGUUUUGGGAAUGUUGGCCUAAAUCCCUCAUAAUCAAACCUUUAUAAUCACUCAUGUCCAUAUUAAAUGUUCUUUUCAACACAGUAGCAGCAGACAACUGUCUAACAUGAGUCUGGUUCUGCUCGAGGUUUCUCCCUGUUAAAAGGAAGUUCUUCCACUGUUGCUUGAUAAAUGUUAAGUGUUUCACUCAUGGUGGAUUAGGGUUAAGGUUUGGUCUGAUCUUACAGACUGGGGUUUAAUCUUGUCCUAUCUUGAUGUUGUGUACUUGUAAAUGUAAUGAAGUGUAUGGUCUAGACCAGGUCUUUUUGUGAAGCGUCUUCAGAUCAUGUUUUUUGUGAAUUAGGGCUUUAUCAAUAUAGAAUGAUGAAUUGAUAGACUACGUACCCUGACAAGUCUGUGAGUUCUCAGCCACAAACACAUGAAACUGUGAUAUAUUGAGUGUUCUGGUAUUUCUCUGUCAGAUCAAGUAUCAACUUUUUUAGCAGUUUGGCUUCUGUUUAGUGAAACCAUACACGUCGGAUUUCACUCUUCAUGUGUAUCUAGAAGUCCUGGCUGUUCUUGAUCAUGUUGCAAGUUUACUGUUUUUUAUUCCUUGAACCACUUUUGGUGGAUACUGACCCCUGCAUACUUAAAUAUGCUAUGACCUGGGCUUCAAUAUGGGUCUUGUCAAAGUCACUCACAGCAUCUCAUGUAUGAUAUUACAUAAGCUUUCCAGCAUGUAAUUUUGCAUGAUUUGAACCAGUACAUUACUGCAUACUUGUACUAAAGCCACUGUAUUUGUACACAACAACGUUUGUAUUGAUUUCAACUGCAUGGCACAUUAGACCUGCUGCAUACAGUUUUUAGCUGUAGUUUUGCACAUUUUUCUUAAAGCUCCUAUCAGGAGUUUUUGGCAUUUCUACAAUAGACUGCAAAUCAUAUUAGUGCCUUUUCAUGAUAUCCAAGAGCAAACAAGACCAUCAGUGACAACUGUUAUGGUCUUUAACUCUUAACUUUUAAUGCCUAAAACUGGUGCAAGAGGGUAGCUAAGUGUCAGCUAAACAUUAAAAAACAGACCUCAUUCUACAAUGUGCUCUUAAAUAUUCACAAAAAUGACACAGUUGACUGUUAGAUUUUUCAUCAAGUGUCAAGGUAGUGAUAGACUUUGUCUCAAGUGCUAGCUAGCAGCAGCUGACUGGCAGUUUGUUGAAUUUCUCUUUUAAGCCGGAUAUCUAAACAUAAAAUAAUGAGUCUCAAUGAACCGUAAACUGCAAAGUAUCUGCAUGUUGUGUAACUUUUUUAUUGUCAGUAACUGCUCGGACUAAGACUUUGUUGCCAGUCUUUGAUUUAAAGUUUUAAUGAGUUUCAAAACAAAGAAACUUUAUACAGUGUGCAAAUAUAAAAUGUCUGCAUACAUUAAGAUAAUUCUCCAAACUCUACUCCUCAUAUUCAUCUUUUGACACAGUCUUAAAUCAGAGUAACACUCCAAAUAGCCUUGAAGGGAAACUGUCAAAAAUGCAUGCAGCAUCAUCAUAUCUCGUCUUUCAUGUGCGGUCGUUAAAACACCAGUGAAUAAUUUUUAUUUCUAGUAUUUUUAAGUGACAAACAAGAAUGAACCUGCAAACCCUGAAAGAAAGCUAUAGCUGAGUUUUGUGUGUCAAGAAUAUGAACAGGUCGCGGGCAAAAGUGUGCACGAUUUUUCCAAACUGCCACAUUCCAAGCAGGGACAAAAAGCCUGCUAUUAAAGAGGGGGGAUUACCAGAGGAUAGGCUAAAUAUGGGGAUAACAGUGCAAAUUUUAGUCCCCCCUUCCAGGCAAUCUCAGUGUAGCACUUGGUUUUAGUCAUAAAAUGUGACGGAAAUAUACCUCCAGUAAUGUCUAAAAAGUGAAAACAGAGAGAGAUACAAAAAAAAAAAAAAACCCUGUCACAUUCACACCUCCGCACACACACUGAUGAUGGGUGGACUGUGAGGGUUGUGGAAAGGGGUCCCACACACUCUACAUUAUCCCACUUAUUGCAUGGCUACUCACUAAAGGAACCUAUCAUUUGUAAUUUUUCAUUGUAAAAAAAAAACAUGGAAAAAAACAUGGGUUACUUCAAUGAGGACAAUGUUUUAGCAUGGCAACAGUGGAGGAGGCUUCUAGAGAACUGGCCAACUGGAAGAAAAUGGACUGCUGUUUGUAACUUUUCACGGAUUUCCAACAUUUUAGCUUAAUUUGUUUGCUGCUUGUUUUUUUUUCUUGUUGUUUUGUUUUUGUUUUUUUUUGUUUGUGGUUUGCUUUUACUGGACUUUUCUUGUCUUGAAUGACCUUUGCAAGACUGUACAUGUUUUAUUGAAUUAUGUAUUGUAUUGUCUUGUAUUGUAUUGUUUGUUUUAUUUGUGGACCCCAGGAAGAGUAGCUGCUACCUUGGUGGCAGCUAAUGGGGAUCCGUAUGAAUAAAGAAUAAAGAAUUUGUAAAGUUUACAAAAGUUUACUUUGAUUACCCAUCUACUUUGAUUAACUUCACCACUGUGACCACCAGCAGAUGAAAUGAACACAAUGUAUUUUCUCUUCACAGUAGGGCGCCUGUUAGUGGGGAAUGUAAGGCAGCAAGUAAACAUUUUGUUCCCGAAGUAGAGGUGUUGGAAUCAGGAAAAAUGGGUUGGCAUGUGGGUUGCUCCUGGCCUGUAGUGGUCAGGACCUACCAAGAGGGAUGGUAAACUGAUUUACUGUCAACAAGGUUAUGUGACACUGAGGCUCAUUGGUGGAAGAAAAAAAAAACAGGAUGGCCUGAGCAGUGUGAUCAAACAGAAAAGCUCCUGAAGCCGAAUGGUGAGGUAUUUUAAAAUCACAGGCAGUAAUGGAGCAGGUAUCAGUGUGAGUAUCUGUAUCAGUGUUGGUACUGUAUCCACAAUGCUGAUUCUGGACAAAUUAAGAGAUAAUCCUCUAAAUACGGUAAUACUUGGGCUGAAAUCAUUUGUGUUUUUAGUGUUCUUAGUGAACAGGGGUUGGAAAGAGACUCUGCAGAGUCGGGAAAUUCCACAGUUUUAAGACAGGUGUGGCUGCCAGAGCUUUAAUCUUCUCUUAGGUCGAAUCAGGUAAAAAAAAUGCUGUGGCUAAAAAUGUCAAAGAUCUUCUAUGCAAAAUGUCAUGAGAUGACUUUUGUUUUCUUUGGCCGUUUUUGGGACCUGGCCCAAGAGUUACUCAUGGCACAUACAAGGUCCUGGAGUUGUUUCACAGUGAAUGUGAUCUGAUGUGAUGUUUGAAUUCAAGGUAUUUUCAUGUUGUCUUUGGAAAGCCUCCAUCACAUGGUUUCCAUUAUUAUCAUCAGCAUGCCAGUGUUCUGGCUCAAUACACUUUCUAAUUACCCAACCUGAAAACAUCAGAGGGCACCUUGUGUGCACAAACAGGCAAACAUUUAAUAAGUGAGGCAAGACUGAAGAUCAAAGCGCCGGGACUAAAUCCUUUAUUUAUCUGCCCUGCAGGGAGGACCUGGAUGUGAGUACUGCCGAAUAACGAGUGCAGACGUCAAGAGGGCUCUGGGAUUUAAGACCAUUGAUGCUUUUGGAAGUAAGUCUGAAUCAAACAGGCUGCACUCUCCCAGGAUGCAUUUCACCUUCUGUUUACUUAAUACACUGAGAAAGUGUGUUACAGCGUUACAGGCUGUCUUCAGCUUCAACCGUGAUAUGAUCCCCUCAAGGUCUUUAUGUUGCAUGCCCUCGACUUACAGCCAUACUUCACAGUCGUAGCAUUGUCACGACCUGUUGUCACAUUGUUUGCACUUCUUCCAAGGACCCGGGAAUCUCCAGAACAAAAAGAGAUGGACUAGAUAGAUCAGUUAUCACAGCAUAAUAAAAAAAACAUUAUAGAGUGUGUGAAGACUUCACGUGGCAAACCCAUGUCAAAUAUUUGUCAAACUUUCACUCCAAUGUUGCUGCUGGUAACCACUUACCCAGCCUGUUGUAUUUAUUCUACCUCCUCCUUGUAGGUUGUAUCCCAUGGCCAUGUUUUGAGCUGCUUGGAGAAGAAGACCCUAAAAUCUGCCAGCACUACGUCCAUGCACCAAAUGAUGUGAAGGUUGAGUUUGAACAAGAGCUAAAUCCCAAAUCUGACACCAUUGUUGUGUCCUGGAAGCCCAGUUACUAUGGUAUGUUAAUACAGUUUAACACUCAAGUGUACACAUUGUAAGUUGAAGCAAAAAUAGAGCGGUUUGUUGGUUUUAACAUCUAACCAGUUUGAAACUCACUUAAAAUGUCAAACAUUGCUCAUCCAAAGUAAUUUCCACAUCAAAAACAAGAUGUCUUUCAGGAUGGCACUCCAAAAGAUAGCUGUUAAAUGUAAUUGAAGUACUAGAGACAGCUCAUUAAAUAAAUCCAUAUACGUCCCAGGCUUUGACAGUUGACAGACUUUCAUGUUCAUAGUUUAAUUGACCGUGCACUGAAACAGAGUGGCUCAUGCAGCACACACAUGUAAUUGACGCUGAAGUAUAACUCAAAAAGAUGGAUCGCCGCUAAGACGGUGACUCUGAUUUCACUCUGUUCCUUUGUUUAUGCUGCAGGGAUCGCCUUCCUGCGAGGCUUUCAGGUGUCAUUACAGGCUUUGGGAGGGUCGAGUUUUGCCUGUCAGCUCUUUCUCUUCCACCGUAACCUUUCCCUCCCGGCGUCACAUGCUGAAAAGGUAGGAAGGGGCCCAUUUUGUUUGGGCUUUGUGUCUUGGGAGGACUCACUGAUAGUACCACUAUCUAGAGUUGGGAUAAACAGACUCUGAAACAGUCUUUUCAUUUGAACAAAAUUAUAAUUCAACUUUUUUUUACCAGGAGGUUUUUUUUUUUUUUUUUUUUUUACAGUGAAAACAUUUCAACGCCUGGCAUCUUUGAGUUUCAGGGCACACUCAUAAAUAACAUGACAGUAAUUGCACAAUGCUGCUGUAUUUGAAAUGAGACCACAGUGACACAGUAAAACAGCUGUACAUUUUUCUGUCAAUGAUCAUCAUAAAGCUGUAAAUACUGGAAGAGAAGCCUCUAAUUUUUGUAGUUUCUUGUCAUGAGAAUGUCCUGGAGGACUUUGCAUAUCGUUGUAUGAACGCCAUCACGCUGCUCUCACAGCUGUUGGCACUCACACACAGCUAAACCUGCAUAUUUCUGAUUAUUGGGCUGAAUUCUUCCUGAUUGGCUGAUUUGAGACACACUUACAAGUUUCUCUCUAACUAAUGCUGGUGAGAGGGGUUACACUGUGGUAACGAUGAUUGCAUGACAAGAAACAACCACAUAUUGUCCAGAGCUACCGGCUUCCUAAAUAAGACGAAGAUUUCUUAGUUACCGUGUCCAACUCUCAUUUCCAAACAGUAGCCAUUUUUUAUUUCCACUGCCUGAAAGAAAAACUUAUUUCUCAAAGGUGAAGCAUGUGAAAAUAAGUAAUGUGAUUUUACAGUGAAACAUUAUACCAGGCCAUAAUUGAAGUGGUGCGGUUUUUAAAGGAAUUUCUAAAAGAGGCCCAGAAGGUCAACUCAGGAAACAUUUCAUGACCUUCACAAAUAUCUUUGCUAGACACAAGGAAAAUAUUUCAUCACACACAAAUAUUUCUCCAAAUGCAAAAAUAUAUUCAAAAACAUGAAAAUAUACCAAGGGACAUGAAAAUAAACUUAGGUUAUGUUUGGUACUUUGUUUUUCUUUGUCUUAUUGAGUUAUUUUGUAUUUCUUAAAGUACUUUUUUAUUAGUGAAAUAUUUUCACAUAAAUAUAUAGUGAAUAUAUAUUGAUUUAUCAAAUGACAAGACUUUUUUGUAGUCCUUAGGAGUCUCUACUGCAGAACUUUAGAGCCUCUGUAAAUACCAGGUAGCCCAAAAAAAUAUGAAGUAGGCCAAGAAUUUAUAAAUGUACAUUUAGAAUUUGUACACAAUUGUACACAAGAUUUUUUUAAAUGUACAUGAGAAGCAGAAAAUAUAUAAAAAAUACAUAAUGGGCUACUUAAGAUGAAAAGUAGAAAACUUUGGAGCCACUAAAUGUUCACAAAGGUGAGUAUUAUCUCGUCCACUCAAGUUAAAAUUUUGUCUGUUUAAAGAAAACUGAUGAUUGUAACUGCUGCAUUUGCACAAAACAGUAACUUUUGCAUACGAGAUAGACCCGAGCAUCUUAACAGGACUCCACAGAAAACAGCCAAAAAUUAGUAGAUCAAUUAUAUGUUUUUUGAGAUCAUAAAGUUAAAAAGGGAAAUUUUGCACUGCAAUUUUUACCAUCCAGGCCUCCAUAGGAGUAUUUUUGAUCAUCACAUGAUCAAAAACUCAUCUGAUCUUCGUGAUUCAUUUUUUCAUAUCUGUAUAUGACAGACAUAAUUAUUUAGUUGAUAACAGAGCUGUCAUUGUUAGAAAUGUAUUCAAAGAAAAUCUAAGGACAUGGACCCUCCUCUGUUCUGCAGGUGUACAAGUCAGAUCCUUUCCCCGGCCUCUCUCUUGGCUCUCAGUAUGCUGUUACCGUCAUGGCCUUACCAGUGCCUGAGGAGUGGAAGAGGUUCUACCGCAGCAAGAACUUCUCCACACGAUGUGAGACUCCCUCAGGCUCUAGGCUGAAUAUUAUCUCAUACUCGCACUAGUUGAGAACACACACACAGUUUCGGUGGAAUUCACAGAGUUUGUAGUUCCUGCAGGGAAAAUAGUAAAAACAAAAUUCCUCUGUCUGUCAGCUAAUUUACACAGCACAGUUACUAUGAUAUCCUAUAUUAUCCUCUUUGAACACUCCACCUUUUUCAUGUCUUUCAGCAAUAUCAUUGUCUAAACACUAUUGAAUUUGUAGUAAUGAGCACUUACUGAUUUUGCAGCAUGUGCAGAGAAGAAUGGCCUUGAGCAGUGCAAAAAAGGUGAGAUUAAAAGUUGGGGUAGGAGAAUACCAUCUCACGAGUGAAUGUUUGGUCUUAGUUGUUUGAUCAUGUUUACAUCCACCAACAUGUUUUGUUCUGUUUGUAGACUGGUACCCAAAACACAUCAAGGUGGAGCAGAAAGGGACAACCAUCAAUGUGACCUUUAACCUGGCUCCACCAAACCUGGGCAUCAGAAGCUAUUUCUCUCGGUGCUACGCUAACGGCAUGAAGAAAUACAUGGACAUAACACCUGUGAGUGAAUUUGGCUCGUGGCUGCAGACUGUUAUUUGGCUCCUUGGUUUUAUUAAUUGUACUAACAUUUAUUUUCUUAAUCACUGUAUAUAGUCUAAAUAUUUAGCCUAUAAAAUUGAAUUAAUAAUUAUUUUAAUUAACCAUUAAUUCAAUUUUCCUCAGAAUUCUUCCACAAACAAAACUUACCACAGCUAUCAGCUGAAAGACCUUCAAGAAGGAACCAACUACACCUGUGAGGUAAAGUAAAACAUGUAAUUAGUCAUAAAACAACUAAUCUCUCUUAUUGAAUUUGUGAUUAAACCCACCAUCGACUUUGUGUAACUGUAUAAGUAUUAACAGUGUAUAGAAAUCCCACAAGAAGUGUCAUCGUGGCUAUGCUGCUCAUUAUUCUCAUGCGUCAUUAUUCUAUAUAAGUAUAUCCCCUGUGUUAUCACCACAUAUGAUGACAAAGCCUUACCAAAUGACCAACUUCAGGUUUACCUGAAGACUUCCACCAAAUCCUGUGAACUGUAAACUUAUAAACUUAUACAGAUAGGAUAAGACAUAUGGUUCUGUACAGAUGCCGGCCAUUUAUAUCAUCUGCAAAGAUUUUAAGAUCAAAAAUCAGUAUCAGACAGAUACUGGAACUGAGUGAGCUUCUACUAUUCAGAUGAUUCAGUAUCAGUCGUUUCACACAGUUAUAAAGUUUACAAACCAAAAAUCAUAAAAAAAAAAAAAAAAAAAAAGUUAUUUAAUCCAUCCGUACAGGUGUAUUUUUAAAUCUGGCUGAAAGAAAUGAUUUCUGUAUUGACAAAGUUGACCAAAGUUUCUCUCAAAAAAGCACCAGUCUGUUCACUACAAAUCUGUCAUUAAGAGGGUUAUAUGUGAGGCUUUAAUCCAGGACAUGGGGUUUAUAACUCAUAUAACUUUAAUCUUAAGUGAAAUAAAUACUUCAAACAAAGUCAGUUUUUACUUGCCCCAGUUUAAGACAUAUUGACUCACUUUCCUCCUCCCUCAUAAAGAGUCCAGGACAGAGGUUAUCAAUUUGUACAUUGAUUUUAAUGAAUAGCAGGUGAACAUAUUCCUAAUUAAAGUUGAUGGAGAGCAAAUCAAAGCUAAAAGGAGAGUCGUCAUUAGUUCAGCUGGUGGUUCAAAUAAAUACCAGUGUUGUUCAGAAUGUGUUUGGCAGAUCAGCUUUAUAAGGCACAAGUGUUUUGGUGUAAAUGUUACAACCAUACCGAAGCAUGUUGCACUGCCCCCAAGUGGCCAGAGAUUGCAAUGAAUGCAGAUUCAACAUCGUAUGUCACACAGCAAUUUCAUCGAGCCAGUGUUCACACUCCACCCUCUUUUUUCACAGAUUGCAGCUAAUGAGGUGGACGCAGUGAGGAAGACAUUCAAUGUUCAGGUCCUGCACAUUAAAAAAGGUACAAAGAUUAUUUUUAGUGCACCGAGAGAUUUUUUUCAAAUGUAAAGUGUAAAAUUUUGAAAUAAAAAAAGGAAAAGAUGUGGAAUUACUCUUGUCUUAUUUCCUGAUGCAAGUUAAAGAAAGAAGAUCCAUAUAUUCUGCAAUAUGUGUGCUUGUUCGAAAUGAAAAGUCAAAAAUACAUGUACCAACACCUCUUUGACGUAGUAGUAAUAGACAAGUUGAAUCACAAUAAAUCAAUCUUAACUCAUACAGACACUGUUUUUUUACCCAGUGUAUAAUGAUUUUCUAUUUGUAUUCUGCUGUAUUUUGUUAAUUUUAUGGUUGCUUAUAUGUAUGUUUAAAUAGGAUCUGGGUUUGAUGUUUUCCUGAAUUAUAAUCUAACCCUCAGGGGAAACCUCGCCACCCUCCAUCACUCCCUCCUUGGCUCUGCUGCUCCCUGUGUGUCUGGCUGUGGUGACCAUACUUGCAGUCUGUCUGGCUGCUCUCACUAGAAGGAGGCCCCAGCUGCAUAUGAAGAGAUUAAAUCUUAAACCAGGUGCAAAGAAACAAAACAUAACAAAAAAAAGACACGUGUACAUGUGUAAAGUAACAGGUUAGUGAAUGCUAACAGACUUUCUUAUGGUCACCCAUUCAGAUAUCAUCACUCAGGAUGAAGAGAGAGGGACUCAGGGGGAAGUGGUGGCUUUACCGGGACACAGGCUGACCCCUCCUCGUCUUCUGAUGUGCUACAGUAGUAAUGAUGGCCCCUCUCAUAUCAAAGCUGUUAUGCAGUUAGGAGCCUUCAUACAACAGCACAUGGCCACUCAGGUAAUCGAUAUUAUGAUGUUAAAUACUCUAACCUGAUUAGUCAAACCCCCUAAUAAUGGUUGUUAAUUCUGAAUAGCGAAGGGACAUGCUUGUUUGCCUGUUUCUUUGCAAACUUUUCCUCCCAUCAGUGAGUUGAGUUAUUGGAUCUCUUGAUGUUAUGCUGUUUCUUGUUUUAUUCCCAGGUGUGCCUGGAUCUGUGGGACUCUCUAAGUGUUGCUAGGGAGGGCAGUAUGGCGUGGUACUGUCGUCAGAUCCGGGAGAGCAACUUUAUCUUAGUGAUCUGUUCUCGGGGCCUCAGUAUCAAACCUAAACCUUCAGAGCCAGAGGAGGACACUGAAAACGAAGAGGCAGACAGAUGGUUGGACUUUGGGCUCAACUCCUUCACAGCUGAUGCAGCCGUGCAGCUUGUUGGAGAGGAGGUUGGCUGUACCACAGCUAGGGGUCAGGAUCUUUCCAAAUACAUGUCAGUCAGUUUUGAGCACUGUGAGGAGACGGACAUCCCCACUGAGCUGAGGCUAGUUUCUCACUACGUGCUUACAAGAGACCUUCCGCUGCUCUUUUCUCACCUUCAUAAUGUGGCUCUGCACAGGCCAGGAGGUUACAUGAAGAUAAACAACAUCUCAGAGGAAGGCUUUACGAAGCUUCCUGCUGGAGCAGCUCUGCAGCAGGCUAUCUACGAGGCGGGGAUGGAGAUGAGGUCAAAAAGGCGUCACCCUGUGGAGGGGGGGAAAUGA